Molecule: messenger RNA, 408 nt
Organism: Triticum aestivum (bread wheat)
Lineage: Eukaryota; Viridiplantae; Streptophyta; Magnoliopsida; Poales; Poaceae
Product: cell number regulator 13-like
Exons: 1
Coding region: 1-408 (135 amino acids)
Biological process (GO): cell surface receptor signaling pathway
Source: RefSeq, a predicted model, not a curated record
AUGAUGCUCUGGAAUGGCAUGAGUCAGGUGGCUAACAUAGCACAGCUUGCCGGGGUGUACGCGUAUGGGGUCAUCACGAUGAUCGUGGAAGCUGCAAAGACAGUCAGAAGGAACCGGAAAACCUGCCAGCUGCUGGCGCGGCUUGUGAAGAUGAUUGGAGACCUUCUCCAGCAGCUCGAGAGCACGCAGCUGAUGCAGCAUACGGAGACGAGGAACCCAGUUGAGCAGCUGGAGGAGACGCUCCGGCAUACGUACAUGCUCAUCAGAUCCUGUCAGGACGGCAGCUACCUGUACAGCUGCUUUAUGAGUGGGAAGCAAGCUGACCAGCUCCAUCCGGUGCAGAAUGAGAUCGCUUUCUACCUCCAGCUUAUCCCACUCGUUGGCUUUGUCGAUACCACUCGGACCUGA